Molecule: messenger RNA, 1844 nt
Organism: Emericellopsis atlantica
Lineage: Eukaryota; Fungi; Ascomycota; Sordariomycetes; Hypocreales; Bionectriaceae
Exons: 5
Coding region: 77-1783 (568 amino acids)
Biological process (GO): positive regulation of transcription by RNA polymerase II
Cellular component (GO): nucleus
Molecular function (GO): zinc ion binding; DNA-binding transcription factor activity, RNA polymerase II-specific; transcription cis-regulatory region binding
Source: RefSeq, a predicted model, not a curated record
CUUCUCCAGUCCCCUCCUACGACAUAUCUUACACAACAAGUAACGGGCUCCCAUUGUGAGCUUCCGGAUCUGCGCAAUGCCCGCGGUCAAGAGGCCGUGUUUGCAGUGCAAGGAGAGACACGUCAAGUGCGAUGAGAAGCGCCCAGUCUGCAGCAGCUGCGAGAGGAAGGCGCUGAAAUGCUCGAGACCAAGCAAGAAGACUGUCUUCCGCCACGACACCACGGCCAACUUCUCCAAGGACCAGCGGUGGGUCAACAGCGCACCUCGGCAAUUUCAGCUUGAGACACAGUCUCUAGAUCCAGACGGCGAAGAUGGUGGAGAAGACACCACAUCAUUGUCUUGCCACAGUGAGACCCCCAAUGAUGAGCGUGCAUCUAGUCAUGAUGCCUCCCCCAGUGUCAGCACUCAGCCGCCAGAGAACAAGCGUCGUCGGACAGAGAAAACCCUGCCGCCUCUGAGCUCCUCCGAGUCUGAUCAUGUCAAUGGGGUGAGUGAUCCUGCCAGCCUGCAGAACGUGAUCCUGCCUCCUAUAUGCGAGGGGAACGUGCCGCCGCCCUGGGACUGGACGGGUCCCAACGCGAGAUCUGCACUGUCACCUCCGGUUCACCAUGAAGACACGGCCCUCCGUCACUUCCCCUUGCAGGACGUCCAGGAGGCCUGCCUGAUGCGAUACUACAUUGAUGAAAUCGGGCAUUGGCUGGACCUCUGCGACGAGGAGCGACACUUCCAGCUCGUCGUCCCGGUCCGCGCGCGUCGACAUCCGCACCUGCUCAAUGCCGUCUUUGCUGUCGCGGCACGUCGCCUGGCGAGAAUGCCACAGUACCAGACGAAGCGAGGCAUCGUCUACCAGGGCCAGCACCUCCCCGACCUCGACAGGCACACGGCCGUCGAGUACAUGCUGCAGUGCAUCCCCGCGUUGCGACGCUUCCACGAUACAGAAGAUGACGAGUACCGAGAUAGCAUCAUUGCCACCGCAGUCAUCCUGCGACAGCUCGAGGAGAUUGAUGACGAGGAUGACGGCGAUGACCAUGGAUCUCAUCUCCACUUCCUUGAGCCGACGCCUACCAAGCCACAAAUCAACUUCCUGCCUAUUAUUGACGCAGUCUUGAGGAGCCCCCCCUCGCAGUCCUUGUUUGGCCGCCGAGGUCUGAUCCGUGCUGCCUACUGGAUGGCCUUGAGGCAGGAGAUUUACCACUCCUUCACGAGGAGACAGGCCCCGCAGAUGAUCCUGGCGGCCGACUACUGGCCCACUGCUUCCAGUGCCAACAAGGCUGUCAUGCAUACAGUGCAGGUCGUCAAAUGGCGCUGGGGCAACGGCUCGGAGCAAGAAUGGAACCGCCUAAUGAGGCAACAGGAGCAUCUGGACCAAGAUGUCCUGACGGAUUUCCAGCCCAUAUACUAUAAAGAGGCUGAUCGCACACUGGGAGAGAUCUUCCCCACCAUCUGGUACUCGACUGUCUUGGAGACCACCACGAUCCAGCAGGCUCUCAUGGCCAAGUCGGUCCUCUACGCGGAAAAUCCCGCGCUCAAGUCCAACGCAGUCCCGCGCAACGUCUGGCGAAAGGUGGAGAGCGACGUGCGCGGCAUCAUGAUCCAGCUCUGUGGCAUUGCGCUCUGCCAUCCCGGGUCGCCGCCCGCCAUCCUGAACGCAGCGUUCGUCCUCGAGAUGUUUGGCGACUUUUUCACGGAUCACUAUGAGCGGGAGGCUAUCAAAAAGGUGGUCGAGAGGUACCGCGCACAGCAUGCCUGGCCGGCAAGGAAGCUCGUGGACAUGUUUGGAUGAUUGCGGAGGACAUUCGAUGGAGGCUGUCUAUAUCUAACAUCAAGCUGCUCCAUUCUGAGCC